Messenger RNA from Dermacentor albipictus, 1201 nucleotides. RefSeq names its product glutathione S-transferase 1-1-like. Gene Ontology annotation, molecular function: glutathione transferase activity. The record is from RefSeq and is a predicted model, not a curated record. NCBI's taxonomy places the organism in Eukaryota, Metazoa, Arthropoda, Arachnida, Ixodida, Ixodidae. Gene Ontology annotation, biological process: glutathione metabolic process.
CGUGGCUAUAAAGGAAAGUGCCCUCGCCAAGUACCAAGUCCAGGCCUGCUGCAACUAGCCAAAACACCUGUGAAGCACAUAGCUACGCACUGGAAGGACGGUUGGGUAAAGAGCAGUCACAACCACGGCGCGAUCUUUACGAACUCUUACCACUACAGGACCAUUCGCAGAACCCUCCCGUAUUACUGCAAUGCCUUACAUCAUUUACAACAUUUACGGUAGCCCGCCGUGCGGAAUGGUCCGCAUGCUGGCAAAGCACAUCGGCGUGGACUUGGCGCUGAAGAAUAUGAAUACUUUUAAAGACGAGCACCGGACUCUUGAGUACCAAAAGAUAAAUCCGUUCCAAAAGCUUCCCACGCUUUCCGAUAAUGGCUUCAUUUUAUAUGAAAGUUUGGCCAUAUGCUACUAUCUGCUGCGGAAGGAGGCACCUGAUUCCGAACUUUACCCGACCUGUAUCAAGGCUCGUGCGCGCAUCGACCAAGCACUUGUCACGAUUGUUAGCACAAUACAGCCGCACUUUUUGAAAUUCAUGCGGCCACGCAUCUACGAAUUGAAGAUCCCCACAGACAAGGACGUGGAAGAGUUUGAGGAGAACGUUAUCAAGGGCUUCGAGCACGUGUUGGCAGGCGGCAACUACGCCCUGGGCGACAGGCUUAGCCUCGCUGACCUCUGCGUCAUGGCUUACCUUACCCGUAUCCUUGAGGUACCUUUCCUGGAUGCCGAGAAGUAUCCAAAACUGAAGUCCUACUACAGCCGCGUUAAGGCCGUGCUUCCAUACUUCGACGAGAUCAACCAGCCAGGGAUCACCAGCUUGAGAAACCGUUGGGCUCACCUGAUGUAGAUUCGUGGCGGCGCCAUUGAAGCGCCCAUAGCGAAAACGCACGCAGAGCCUCAAAAAGACCCCAGUCCUCGCCUCUGUGGAAGCGUUACAACUUAAGCUAGACGGUUUGGAUUCUUGUGGCUAAAGAGUGCUAAGAAAUAUGCAACUGGGGAAAAAUGACUAAGACAGGGCAUACAGUUUACAGAAAAUUUAUUUGGCACAUAUAUAUUUUAUAAUUAGGCAGAAAACACCUUUAUCUUGUAGCUGUUGUAUGCCAUGUUCUUAUUAGAUUCUGGUGCUAUCCUUCCUUCAUAUUUGUGCAAGCGACAAUGAAAUUUAUUCGAAAAAAAUCAGUGGCUUGUUUUGCCUGUUUUCCCCGUG